Molecule: messenger RNA, 1187 nt
Organism: Diatraea saccharalis (sugarcane borer)
Lineage: Eukaryota; Metazoa; Arthropoda; Insecta; Lepidoptera; Crambidae
Source: the annotation of a GenBank genome assembly
CGUUUGCGGUAUGCGGCGUUUUUGUGCUAAUUUCAUUAGACGGUCAUUGACUUAUUGGUUUCCUGACUAGAGCAAACACAUUUACAUUAGUCGACAGGCCUCUCAUGCAGAGUGCGGCGAUUUCCGUACUUUGACUUUAUAGUCAAACUGAAAGAGUUUAUCGAUCGCACUAUGCGUGCGGGCCCUAUCGACUAAUGUAAAUAAGCCAUUAUAAAAGUCAACAGUUAAUACAAAAACCGCUAACUUGAUUUUAAUUUUGUUUUCUGAUUAAUUUUUGUUUUGGUCCAUAUUUUAAUUAUUAUAUGUUAAAUAUAAUAAAAUCUACAUCAUGAAACUUCCUUAUUCAAAGAAAAUUUUAAUAAUUCUUCUACUUUCAUCUUCGAUGUAGAACUCUUUUCGUAAUUGUUUAUCUGCGCAUUUCACUCAAUUUUGCCCAUGUCAAGUGAAUAAAUUAAUUCUUGAGCAAUUCUCCCAUGGACCAUCGCCAUCUUUCAUUCAUUUCAUAUUCAUUUUACAUGUAAAAUUAAUUUAUUCUCUUGACAUUGGCAGAAUUGUGAGAAAUGCACAGAUUAGCCAUUAAUAAUAAAAGAAGAAGAAGAGUAACUCUCGCAAUUCUCAAAUGACAGAUGACAGCUAAUACAACCAUCAAAUAUAUUAUUCCUCUUUGAACAAAUAGCAAAUAAUUUUUUUUGUAAUCAUCAUAAGAUUGACUUGACUUGAACGCCGAACUGACAAAAGUUUGCUUAUAAUGAAUAGCUUCGUCUAUCAGUGAAACAAUGCCCUGCAAGUGCUCAGGGUAUCGGUUGGAGAAAUGUCGGUGCAAGCUGGUGGGGCCAGCGUUACCCGUCAGUUCCGUGGACGGGCAAGUCAUGUUCCUGACGCCGAAAGACAGCGGUUUUUUUAAGCCGCCCAGGUAUUGUCCGUUCCGCGGUCACGUGGGCUCUGAGAACUGCUUCGGCGAGGCACUCAAAGAUCUGAUGGUGCUGGCGUGUUUCGUGGUGGCCAACCUGGUGGUGUUCGCCACCAUCGUGACGCGCAUGACCGUGCACGUGUCGUUCGUGGUCGCCGGUGUCGUCAGCUGGAUCAAGAGGUCGCUUGCCAACAAAGUGCAGUCGAGCACCAACGAAACCGGCUCGCUGGGCCUUAGGAACCGCCACGACUUUUCACCGCCAGCGUUUAGAACUUAA